Molecule: messenger RNA, 1248 nt
Organism: Cornus florida
Lineage: Eukaryota; Viridiplantae; Streptophyta; Magnoliopsida; Cornales; Cornaceae
Exons: 1
Coding region: 284-1087 (267 amino acids)
Source: RefSeq, a predicted model, not a curated record
UCCGUCAAACUUACAAUCCACCCACAAAACUUUCCCUCUCACCGCCUUUCGCGCGUCUCUCUCUCUCCAAAAAAAAAACACCAAUCUCUCUCUCUCGUGCCCUUUUUGGUAAAAAUGCUUCCAAAAUAUUCCACUCUCCUAACUCAACUAGUAGUGGCGUAGACCUCGAUCCAUCUUAAAAGCCGCACCCAAUUCACCAUUAUUCGUGAUCUCCUUUUCUCAUUACACAAACAACUUGUCCAAAACCAAAACCCUUUUUUCUUUUACUCAUAAACAAUCAAGAAUGGGCAUCAAAAUUCUCAAUCUCUCUAUGAUGGUGAAUCCGUGGCACUGUUUUAACAUGUUGAGUAAACUCCAACGCCACCACCGCCGCCACCGCGGCCAAUCCGCCGUGAUCAAAUUGGUGAGGUGGGACGGCGAAGUUAUGAUCUACGACAAGCCGGUCCAUGCCUCCGAGCUCAUGCUAGAGUUUCCCAAACACAUGGUUUGCCGCUCCGAUUCCUUCUUCAUCGGCCAGAAGAUCCCUCCUCUCAGAGACCACGACCAGCUUCAGCUCGGCCGCAACUACUUUCUCUUGCCGACCCAUCUCUUCCAUUCCGUACUCUCUUUCGUCACCAUAGCCUCAUUGACUUCUUCCAAUUCUAAUUCCAACUCUCAACUGUGUCAUUCCUCGUCUAAAGCUGCAUUUGUAAAGAAGGCUGGUGCAGUCAGUUGCCGGCCGUUUGAUGUUAUGAAAACUCCGACGGGUUGUCUCGGAAUACGGGUGUGUGAGGAGUUUUUGUGGCAGUUGUUGACGGAGCAAGCGAAGAUCAAAGAAGAAGUGGAGGAAGACGAUAUUUUGAACAGUAAUUGUAAAUUGUGCACUACGUCUCAGUUGCAGAAAGAUUAUAUGCAGCUCGUUGAAUCUCGCAAGUGUUGGAAGCCCAAGCUGAACACGAUAAGAGAGUCGUCUCAUGACAAGAGGAGGAAACUGGCUUCGUUUGGAAUGAUCAAGAGAACCAGAAAGUUUUCUAAACCUAGAUUAUCGAAUCAAAAGAAUCGGAGAUCUGAGACCUGUCCUUUCAAAUCAAAAAUUAAGAAUCAUUAGUUAAUUCCACAUGUAUUAUACAUAUAUAUAGUUUUGUAAUAUUUGAGUUAGCCUUUUAAUUUCGUUUCUUGUUCUUGGUUUCUCACAUCUGUACUUUGUAGAACAAGUUUAUAUAAUAUAACAGUGAAUUUGUGUUAAUUAAUUGUUGAUGCUGCCAAUUC